Messenger RNA from Fusarium keratoplasticum, 1371 nucleotides. RefSeq lists its product as uncharacterized. The transcript is spliced from 2 exons. The coding region runs from base 1 to 1371 and encodes 456 amino acids. The record is from RefSeq and is a predicted model, not a curated record. Gene Ontology annotation, cellular component: transcription regulator complex; PcG protein complex. Gene Ontology annotation, biological process: regulation of transcription by RNA polymerase II. NCBI's taxonomy places the organism in Eukaryota, Fungi, Ascomycota, Sordariomycetes, Hypocreales, Nectriaceae. Gene Ontology annotation, molecular function: RNA polymerase II cis-regulatory region sequence-specific DNA binding; DNA-binding transcription factor activity, RNA polymerase II-specific.
AUGGAGCUGAUGGAACUGGUUGAAAACGAGCCUACCGCUCGUCCCUUUCAGUGCGAUUGGCAAUCAUGCACUAAAGUACUUGAGCACGCCCUGAGACUCAUAUUCGACCAAGCUAACACUUGUCGCCAGAGCUUUAAUCGCAAAUCCGAUUUGCAGAGACACUACCGGAUACAUACCAAUGAGCGACCUUAUUCGUGCUCUAUCCCCGGCUGCGGGAAGAGCUUCAUUCAACGGAGUGCCUUGACCGUUCACAUCCGAACUCACACUGGAGAGAAGCCACACCAGUGUCAGCACAUUGGAUGCGGGAAACGAUUCUCAGAUUCUUCGAGUCUUGCCCGUCAUCGAAGGAUUCACACUGGAAAGCGCCCUUACAAGUGUGCCCACGACGGAUGCUCCAAGAGGCAGGUUAAGACACGGAUGUCUUUGAUUCCCUUUGCUAACUCGCAUUCCAGCUUCUGCAGAAAGACGACAAUGGUCAAGCACCAACGUCGAUCGCACCAACAAGGAAUGAACCCCAACGAUAUCCUGGACGAUUGCUCCUCGGACUCCGAUGAUGACGAGCCCCCGUCCACUCCGCAGCACUCUGGGAUGACCUGGUCCCCUCAGGAUAUGGUUCCCAUGAACCAAGGCAUCCCGCACGGUUCAUUGCAUCGCUCGGCUUCUUAUGCCGACUUUGAGCAGCAAGUCCAUGGGCAGCAUCUUCAGCAGCAGUACGGCGGCCGACAAGGCCUUCCUCCUAACGUUCCCCACGAGUUUCAUGGACCGCCCAUGCCUGACCAUCAUGCGGGCGUGCAGAUGGUUCAUCGACCCACGAAUAUGCCACGCCAGGCGUACUAUGUAACUGAGCAAGGAAACCCCGGCGUUGCCACCAUGACGAGUGCCGUUCAGUCUCAUUAUCAACUCCCUCAGCAGGUGGAGCGACCUCCCAUGGACAUACCAUAUCCGGCCUCAGGAAUUGCAACCUCGAUUCAGAGCAGCCCCAGCGCCUUCUCUGCCACCUCGGUUCCUAGCCCAAUGAUCCCGGAGGGCUUCUAUGCGCAUCAACCUGGAAACCCACCAGCCUAUAGCGCGGCGGAUUCUCAGCCGGCUAUAAUCCAGUACCACCAACCUAUCCAACAUCCCAUGAGCCAGUCUCAGCCACCUGUGACUUCCCAAGCACCGCAGAUUCAGGCUCCACCUGCUGACCACUAUCCUCAACCACCUGCUCAGCCACAACAGGAGCAGUGGGCUCAUUACGACCCGCCGAUCGAGGUCACGACUAUUGGACAGUUGCCGGCUUACGGAACUGGGGUUUACGAUCUCUACGGACCGAAGAUCGAGUUCGAUGACCCGACAAUGCAGCUACCAAGCAGCAGGCUCGCGAGCCUGUGA